Molecule: messenger RNA, 1061 nt
Organism: Lingula anatina
Lineage: Eukaryota; Metazoa; Brachiopoda; Lingulata; Lingulida; Lingulidae
Biological process (GO): regulation of Rho protein signal transduction; Rho protein signal transduction
Cellular component (GO): plasma membrane
Molecular function (GO): actin binding; nucleic acid binding; zinc ion binding
Source: RefSeq, a predicted model, not a curated record
AACCACAUGGCGCGUCAGCUCAGUUGUUAGUGGACGCAAGAGGUGAAGAAAAACAUUAAAUAAAUAGUACAAUACUAGUAGAAGUAGCAGUGGACUGCCAUGCCUGCUCCGGGACAAUUUCAGAAGUGCGGUUGGGGAGUGUUCGGCUUGGAAAGCUGGCAACCCUUGGAUAAAACCGCUUCAAAUUCGGCCCAAGUUCAGCAGAGUCGAUGUUCCGAUCCUUCGGGGCUCUCCGCCACGGCCGCUGAACCACACGCAGGAAGAGGAGAUCACGAAGAGGAACCGGUGGAUAGCAGUAGAGAGCAACCAACAGGCAAGAAACUGCUGGCCAAGUACAGCUAUAAGGCUGCUGAAGCCAGUCCUCUAGGAAAGCUAGAACUAAGCAUCACUCAGGGAGAGCACCUGUUCCUGGUGGAGAAACAUGGGACAGAGGAGCACUGGUGGCUGGUGAGGAAUGGACAGGGUCAGACGGGAUACGUGCCUGCUUCUUACAUGAUGGUGCUGGAUGAUAUGCCAACCUCGUUGCCAUGGCUACAGAAUAGGGCAGUUAAACAACCGACAACAGCUCCUGGUCCCUACAAGCCAUAUGUGUCCGCCUAUGCCAAGUCCAGUCCGGACUCCGCGAGCCAGGGAAGUGACCAGUACUACUGUAAGGUCUGUGAUAAACAGUUAAAUGGACCCAAACCUUACAGUGCGCACAUGAACAGCAGGGACCACAGGGAAAAUGUGGAGUACUAUGGAGAAGAUGGACCUGGAUACUGAAUGUGGUUUUAGUGGUUGUUUAUAUGUAACCAGUGAAAAUGUGGAAUACUAUGGAAGAGGUAGAAUUUUGUUCUAGUUUUUUUUUAAAGCAAAGUGCCAAAGCAGCAAGCCCACUGCUGAACUUGUGGGAUACUAAUACUAUAGAGAAGAUUGACUUAGAUAACUAGUAUUAUUUAGUUUUUCUUUAAGCAAAGUGCCAAUGCAGCAAACUCACUGCAGAAAUGUGGAAAACUUCAGGAAAUUACCUGGACACAAGACCCUGUUAAUGUUGUUCUUAAACAAAAAAAAAAAAAAAAAAA